UGCUGGGAGAAGGCCCCUUAGUGGCUCACAGGAGAAGGCCCACUUUAUUUUGUAAUUGGGGCAGUAGGCCUAUACGGAGGUGGUGAUGGUUGGGCUCGGUCUCACACUCUGGUGUGGUGAAGUGACAGAAGGUGGCGGGGAAGAGAAUCGAACGAUGAAGAAGGGCUUGGUGGUGUACAAGCUAUACAGAGCCCUGAGCUACGGCCUCUCGCCGUUAAUCCACCUCCACCUGCGGUGGCGCAGGUUUCUCGGCCUAGAACACCCUCUCCGGUGGCCGGAGCGCCUCGGCCACCCUUCUCGGCCUCGGCGACCGGGCCCACUCCUCUGGUUCCAUGCCGUUUCCUUAGGCGAAGGAAUGAUCGCCAUUCCCGUAAUCAAACACUGCAUUCGCAGAAUGCCUCACUUGCAUGUGCUCAUGACCAUCACCACUAUGUCUGCUUUUGAAGUAUUAAGCAAGUCGCUUCCCAGUGAAAUAAUUUUACAGUUUUCGCCUGUUGACACCCCUACUUCCAUCCAUUCUUUCCUUGAUUAUUGGAAACCAAAUGCUAUUGUGCUAAUGGAAAGUGAACUCUGGCCAAAUCUUAUCAUGGAUGCUUCUAGAAAUGGUAUAACACUGGCACUUUUAAAUGCUCGGAUAUCGGAGAAGUCCUUUAAAUAUUGGUCAGGACCAGUGCUUCUACCAUUAAUUUCAUUGAUGUUAUCAAAGUUUUCAUUGAUUGUGCCUUUGAGUACGGAGCAGGGUAUCCGCUUACAGCUGCUACAGGCCCCUCCUCAUAUCAUUCACUUUUCUGGUGAUUUAAAAUAUGUUAUAGAGGAUUUUGGAGUCCACGACAGAGGCCGAAAUAAUAUAGAAAAUCUGAGAGUACAGCUUACUCAAAAGAAGGUUUGGAUGGCUUCUUCCAUUCAUAGGGGAGAAGAAGAAAUAAUAUUAGGUGUUCACUUUGCCCUUAUGCAGCAACAACCUAACAUACUGACAAUUAUUGUCCCUCGGCAUCUACAACAAGGAAGAGAGAUUGCCAGAAAAUUGGAGAAAGAAGGACAAAAUGUGCUUUUGAGGUCUCAAUAUGAGAAGUUUAAGGCCGGAACUAACAUUUAUGUGGUAGACACACUGGGUGAAUUAAGACAAUUGUACACAUUAACACCAAUAGCUGUGAUUGGGGGUUCAUUACUUCCUGGUUUAUCUGGCCAUAACAUCUCCGAAGCUGCUGCAGCUGGAUGUGCUGUUCUGACAGGUUGUCACGUUGGGCAUUUCUCCCACAUGGUACUGGAAAUGCAACGAUCAAAUCCUUUGUCAGUUCUUCAGGUUUCUGGUAAACUUGAGCUUGAAAAGGCUCUCCUUGAGCUCUUCACCAAUGCAACACUUCUGGAGGCACGUGGAAGAGCCGCUAAGGAAGUGUUUUGCAGUUUGUCCUGUGGCAUUGUUGAGAAAACAUGGAGUUUACUAAAUUUUCACAUUUUUGAUAGAUUCUCUUCAGAGGAAUCCAAGAGUCUAAGACUAUGAGAAAUGAAGUUUCAUAUUCUCAACAAAUUUUCUUUCGGACUGAAACCGUUUAUUGGAUUCAUUUACCGAGCGAUAGAAGGCUGAAGCACACUCAAGUUGCAACCCCAUUUCACAUUUAUGGUUAUCUGAAUAUAGACAAAAUCAAGUAAAAUAAAAUGUUUAUUUUAUAUUAAAGAAAUGUUGUAAAUUAUUUUUGUGUAGUACAUUAACAUCAA
Vigna radiata var. radiata (mung bean) is the source of this 1716-nucleotide messenger RNA. Its product is annotated as probable 3-deoxy-D-manno-octulosonic acid transferase, mitochondrial. Bases 86 to 1501 code for a protein of 471 amino acids. The record is from RefSeq and is a predicted model, not a curated record. The transcript is spliced from 11 exons. NCBI's taxonomy places the organism in Eukaryota, Viridiplantae, Streptophyta, Magnoliopsida, Fabales, Fabaceae. Gene Ontology annotation, biological process: lipid A biosynthetic process. Gene Ontology annotation, cellular component: plasma membrane. Gene Ontology annotation, molecular function: transferase activity.